UAUUAUUAUCGCAUAAAAUUAAGGUAUAAUGGGUACGGUGCACCCUCACAAAAUCAUUCCGAAACAAAACGACGAACGCUUCUUCGGUUUGUCCUUCUACUCUUAACAUCUUCUUUCUUCAAAUCAGACGUAAUCAUGGCUAGUAAAGCCGAAGAUCGCAAGGAGCCAGUAAAUGAACAGGCAGUUGCAAAUAUGUAUGCAGCUAUGAGGUCAGACCUCAACCAAAUUUACACCAAAAUAACUGAACUGGAAAUGGAAGUUAGUGAGCACUCGUUGGUUCUUAAUGCCAUUCAGCCCCUUGACCAAUCUAGACGAUGCUAUCGAAUGAUCGGAGGGGUGCUCGUGGAGAGAACCAUCAAAGAAGUAUUGCCUGCUGUGCAGCGAAAUAAAGAAGGACUUGAAGAGGUUGUUGCAAGACUUAACGAGACAUUGGAAAAGAAGAAAAAGGAAAUUACUGAGUUUGAGACUAAAUAUAAAAUCCGAAUGAGGAAGGCUGAUGCUGAGGUGAACGAUGAAUCUGGUAAGAAGGAAGGUUCUGCUCAAGGAGUACUCGUGGGCCCUGCAGGUGGUAGUGAAUGAUAUUUCUAGUCUUGUUUUCUUUUCUCAAACCCUCUUACAGUUAUUGGUUGUCAUUGUAUCUUAAUUUUAAACGUUUUCUGCUCGGAAGUAAACUUAAUGGUUCCGGAUGCAAAUGCUCACGUAGAUUUUUGUAUGCACUUGAGCAUAUUAUCAAGAGUAAAUUGGUUUUAGAAGUA
Trifolium pratense (red clover) is the source of this 755-nucleotide messenger RNA. Its product is annotated as probable prefoldin subunit 2. The transcript has 2 exons. The record is from RefSeq and is a predicted model, not a curated record. Gene Ontology annotation, cellular component: prefoldin complex; cytoplasm. Gene Ontology annotation, biological process: protein folding. NCBI's taxonomy places the organism in Eukaryota, Viridiplantae, Streptophyta, Magnoliopsida, Fabales, Fabaceae. Bases 136 to 579 code for a protein of 147 amino acids. Gene Ontology annotation, molecular function: protein folding chaperone.